AGUUUACAAAACAAGAUGAGACGACAAAGGGCAAUGAUGGAAAACAGGGAGAGUUAAAAAAACAGAUGAUAAAGAGAAAAGACUUCGAAAAAGGUUCAGAAACUGAAAAUCUUAGUGAUGAAGACUCUGAACUUAACUUUGAUAUUGAUGAAGUUGAGAAAAAGACUAAAGUCCAGGGAAAGAGCUCGAGUUUUACUGGCAGCUCUGAAAUAGAUGAUAAAUUUUUUAGACUUGCAGAAAUGGAAAAUUUUUUAGAGAAAUUUGAGAAGGAAGAAGAGAUGCAGAAAGAUGAUGAUGAAAUUCAUUAUUUUGAAGAUAUUCCCUCUGAAGAUGAAGAACUUGUCCCCAAAAUAAAGACUAAAAGAAAGAGUUCCAGAAACCUACAGUACAAGGAUUUCUUUGACCCAGUUGAGGAUGAGAAACCCAUGGUGAAAGACAACGAUGAGGAGAAAGAAAGUGUUGAGGCAGAAGAUGAACCAGAUGCAGAAGAAUUUGAGCCGGAGGAAGAAACGGAUGAAAACCAGGAGGAGAUGGCUGAGUCGGAGUGUGCCCAAGAGGCCAAAGGGGCAAAUCAGAAAGUUCGCUUUAACCUGCCAGAUGACAGUGAUGGGAAAGAAUUAGCCAGUGUGACAGGAGGAAACAAACCAGAAGAGACAAAGUCAACCUUUGAGAAGCGGCAAGAAAAGCUGAAUGCUCAAAUCCAACAACUGGAAAUGUCUGCCUUGGAGCAGAAGCCUUGGCAGCUUCUGGGAGAGGUCAAUGCCCAGAUACGACCAGAGAACAGCCUGCUGGAGGAGGACCUCCAGUUUGACCAUGCAGUUAGAAAAGCUCCAGUUAUCACUGAGGAGACGACACUUAAACUAGAGGAUGUUAUUAUUCAGAGGAUUAAAGACCAGGCUUGGGAUGAUGUUGUACGUAAGGAAAAACCAAAAGAAGAGGCCUUUGAAUAUAAAAAGAGACUCACCUUGGACCAUGAGAAAAGCAAACUGAGCCUGGCUGAAGUUUAUGAGCAGGAAUAUUUAAAGCAAACUCAGCAAAUAUCUGAAGUGGAGGAAAAUGUGCAGCAUGCUGAGAUCCAGAGGUUGAUGGAUUCCCUUUUCCUUAAACUGGAUGCACUUUCAAACUUCCAUUUCACACCCAAACCGCCCAUGCCUGAAGUGAAGGUGGUCUCUAACCUGCCUUCUAUUUGUUUGGAGGAGGUGGCACCAGUGAAUGUUAGUGAUGCCACUCUGCUAGCACCAGAAGAAAUCAAGGAGAAGGGUCGAGCUGGGGAGAUCCAGGGAGCCACAGAAAAGACAGCAACGGACAAGAAACGAGAGAGAAGGAAGAAGAAGAAACUGAAGCGUCUCCGACUGAAGGAGAAGGAAGCACGUCAGAAAGUGGUGGAGAAGUUGAAUGUGAAGCUGAGUAAUAAACAAGUAAAGGAAAAGAAUGCUGAAAAAUUGAGAAAAUUGACCUGGGAAGGAAAGGCAACACUGCUGAAGGAUGAAGGGAAAGACAAAACUCUACGCUCGUCAAAGGCCUUUUUCUCCCAGUUACAAGAUCAAGUAAAAGCUGAUCUGAGAGGAGCCAAGAUGAAAGCCAACAAGCAAAACAAACAAAGAGCUCUAUCGACAAGCAAGCUGAAACUUUAACGCCAUGCCCUUCAACUCCUUUACACAGAUACUUAUCUGCAUUUUGUACCUACUUAUAACUGUACAUAAGAGCAUUCCAGAAUCAUCUUUAAUUUAAAACAUGACAGUUUCUAAAUAAAAGAGUUUUCUUUUAUGCUGUA
Messenger RNA from Chiloscyllium plagiosum (whitespotted bambooshark), 1774 nucleotides. The record is from RefSeq and is a predicted model, not a curated record. NCBI's taxonomy places the organism in Eukaryota, Metazoa, Chordata, Chondrichthyes, Orectolobiformes, Hemiscylliidae.